UGCGCACAACAUCGUGGCGGAUCCUGCCUACGCUGGCAAGCGCAGAGAUCAAGGGGUGCAGAGCCCGAGCAAUGGAGUUCGGAAGGCCUUGGAGUAUGCUCAAGGCUGCGCCCAGGACCACGAGCUCCUCUUCCAGCAGAGCAUGAAACGAAAGGGCCGGCUGACUGCUGACAUCACGGGCGCCGGGCAGCACCCGCGGCCCAAGCUGGAGGGCCACAACAAGAAGGCUCCAGAGGGCGGCAACCCCAUGAUGAUGAGAUCCGGGGCCUCCCACAUCUUGAACCCCCGCGAAGAUGAUCCUCCACCUCCCGAUCGGAUCUGCACUGCGCGGAAGGCCCGAGGCGAGUUUAAGGAGGGCUAUUCCGCGGAGUGCAACAAGAUGGCUAUCAAUUGGAACCAGGACCUAUACAGGUUCGAGGUGCUGGCCUAUGGGGGCGAGGGCACCCGGCCGCUGUACCGCUCCACGUCCUGCCCGCCAAAGCACAGCGCGCGAAACCCCGUCACGGGCGAGCAGCAGGACGGAUACCGGACUCCACGUCGGCCAACGGAGCACGAGCAGAAAGCAAGGGAGAUGUCAGGCCAAGGGGUCCGGCUCUUGACCGACCACAGCAUCCUGGAAGAGAAGGCUCAGCAGCACCGCGAUGGUCGCCUCACCGGGGACGAGAACUUCGCGAAGCUUUGCAAAGCUGGCGUAGAGCUUGGAGCUGCCAGACAUGCAGAGGUGUCGAAGAUCAAGGCCACGCAGUGGAGGGGCCUGUCAACCAACGUAGCCAAUGCACUCAGGUGGGAGGACUGACUUGGCGCAGCGUGCUAGUCUCAAAGUAGGUUCGCGCAGCAAAGCUGGCACCCUUAGCUCUGUAGAUCCAAGAGCUGGGCUCGCGGAGUCCGUCCUUCCAUCUCCUCUUGCAGGGCUUCGUUUGGAGCGGCC
Molecule: messenger RNA, 928 nt
Organism: Effrenium voratum
Lineage: Eukaryota; Dinophyceae; Suessiales; Symbiodiniaceae
Source: the annotation of a GenBank genome assembly